GAUAUGGGAAGCGUCUGUACUAAAGUACCCUACACUAGGUAGUAGCACGUGACUAGAACUCCCUAAUCAAGCUCGGGGACAGGCCUCUAUCCCUACCUGACACUCACUCAUAGCGACCUCUACUCAUAGAGCUAGGUAGAUCAAUCAACUUAGGUAUCGCGUUUUGAGCCCAUCGUAUCUGAGGCCUAUUAAUGUAUAACCGUGCAGCGAAAUCGAGGCGAUGGAGGUACAUCAUACUUACACGCAACUGGAGUGGAGAUCGCAAGUGCCUUUGUGACAUCGAACCCGAUUCCGAGUGAUAGCGGUGCCGACUAAACUGAAGCCAAAAAGGAAAGGAAAAAAAAAAUUUUUUUAUCCACUCCAUUCGUCUAUCUAGGUAUGAGUAUACGCCCUUGAGGCAUACUGAGGGCUCUCAAUUACACCCACAACACCGCAACAAAUCCGGACAGAUUUGUGCGAUUCAUCAUAGCCGUCCAUGGGCCCCAAGGUUAAACUAGCGCUCACGCCGCUAUCGUCGCUGGUCGUGAAUCGUUAUUUCAUCCCCGCGCAUAAUCUCUUCCCCAACACCAGCAUCCAGAACAAGCCUCUCCUACACUACCGACAUGUAUUCCCCCGCGACACCUCCUCCUCGAAGAUGGAGUCGCACCUCAAGGCGAUCCGCGCCGUCUUUCCUAAAUCGCGCUGGACUAUGCUCCCCCGCACAUUCUUCCACGCCACCAGCCACAAAGUCCUGUGCGUCUCCAACGGGAGGGCCCGCCUCCUCUUCGGUGGCGACGACAACCCAGGGGGGGUCAAGGUGACCGCCGUCAAGGGCGACGUCCUCAUAGUGCCCGCCGGUGUCGCCCAGCGGAUGGACAAGGACCUCGAUGCUGGAUUCCUGAUGGUGAUAGCUUUCUCUCGAGGCUACAAGGACGAGAAGUGCUACGGCGUCGAGGGCGAGGAGGAAAAGGUGCGGGGCAUCGAAAACGUGCCGUGGUUCAAGAAAGAUCCCAUUUACGGAGCGGAAGGCCCUGCGCUUGAGGUCUGACCGCUGACUAGUCAUAUGUAAUGUCUUUCCGGCACAAAGAAACGCUACGUCAGAGUCGGUCAGUUGAUGGGAG
This is a messenger RNA of Durotheca rogersii, 1100 nucleotides long. RefSeq lists its product as uncharacterized. Lineage: Eukaryota; Fungi; Ascomycota; Sordariomycetes; Xylariales; Xylariaceae. The transcript has a single exon. Bases 476 to 1027 code for a protein of 183 amino acids. The record is from RefSeq and is a predicted model, not a curated record.